Babjeviella inositovora NRRL Y-12698 is the source of this 1161-nucleotide messenger RNA. RefSeq names its product ubiquinone biosynthesis protein. Bases 499 to 996 code for a protein of 165 amino acids. The record is from RefSeq and is a predicted model, not a curated record. Gene Ontology annotation, cellular component: mitochondrion. The transcript has a single exon. Gene Ontology annotation, molecular function: protein-containing complex binding. NCBI's taxonomy places the organism in Eukaryota, Fungi, Ascomycota, Pichiomycetes, Serinales.
CUCUUCGUGAAGCUCCCUCGCGUGCAGGAUAGCCUCACUUGUAUUUAACCACAAGGUUUUAUGGCCGGCUCUACUUCUCCAUCCCUAAACGUCUGCUAACUCAAUGUCUAAAUCUGUUGUUGUCUUUGGCGGUGCUGGCUUCUUAGGGAAGCGAAUCUGUCAGGCUUUCUUUAACUCUGGUUACAAUGUCACCUCUAUUUCGUGAGUAUUAUCGCCUGACUCCCCAACGCCAUACUAACCUUGGAUAGCCGUUCUGGGACCCCACCCGCUAUAGAAUCGCAUCAUGACGCAUUUUGGAUCAAAAAUACUAACUGGGCCAAGGGUGAUGUCUUCAAUCCACCCACCUAUGCCCAUCACUUGAAGAAUACCAAUGCCGUCGUCCACAGCAUUGGCGUCCUUUUCGAAAACUCGUCAUACAAGAAGCUUUUGCACGCCAAGAGAGAUGCAUCAGCGUCUGUCUUAGGCACCUUAUGUGAGAACAGAAAGGCCGUUUCUGCCAUGUUCGGUGGUGCCAAUCCAAUGGAGAAGAGCGCGACGAAUUCGUACGAGGCGAUGAACUACCAGUCUGCUAUCACCCUUGCUGAAACUUUGGCAGAAUCAAAAACUGAGAGUAUAGCAGGAGAAACCGCCGCGAAGCCAGUGUUCAUUUAUGUGUCAGCGGACCAGCAGGUCCCGAUGGUUCCAGUGGGCUAUAUCCAAACGAAGAGAAAGGCCGAGGCAGAGCUUUUCUCCAGAUUCGGCGACAGCUUAAGAUCGAUCGUCUUACGUCCGGGCAUAAUGUGCGAUGAGCAGACUGCUUUCGACUUCAGACAUGCUGUGAAAGGCGCCGUAGACCUUGCGGGAAGUAUAGGCUCUGUAACCGGGACGUCGGCCUUUGUGAACAGUAUCGCUAGACCGGUUGUGAGCACACAGAAGGUCGCCGAAGUUGCGGUAAAAAAGACAGAAGAUGCCAGCUUUUAUGGGAUUGUUGGACUUAAUGAGUUGGUUAAGGAGUGAGGUGAAAGCUGAAUGAGACGGCAAUGUAUAUACGCAAUAUUAGUCUUUAUGAACAAGUUAUUUAAUUAUUACACAAACAGAAUAGCCGUCGCUUACGUUUUUAGCCAAACUCGCAACUACCAAUAGUUACUCAAACGAGGCUAAAUGGUUGGAAAGUAAGAUACA